GGACUGAUUUCUGCAAAGUAACUAACCAUGGCUUUUGUUGGAGAGGCUUUUCUAUCUGCUUCCAUUCAGAAGCUGGUCGACAUGUUGGCCUGCCCCGACCUCCGGAAGUUCGCCCGCGAAGAACAAGUCCACGCCGAGCUCAAGAAGUGGGAGGGAAUACUGCUGAAAAUCCAUGCAGUACUUCAUGAUGCUGAGGAGAAGCAGAUGACUAAUCGGUUCGUGCAGAUAUGGUUAGCCGAGCUCAGAGACUUGGCCUAUGAUGUUGAGGACAUCUUGGACGACUUCGCCACCGAAGCUUUACGGCGCAAGCUGAUCACAGAUGAUCCUCAGCCAAGUACUAGUACGGUACGCAGCCUCAUCUCCUCCUUGUCUUCUCGUUUCAAUCCAAAUGCUUUGGUGUAUAAUCUCAAUAUGGGGUCUAAGAUAGAGGAGAUCACUGCAAGAUUACAUGAGAUUUCUACCCAAAAGGGUGACCUGGAUUUGAGAGAGAAUGUUGAAGGGAAGUCCCACAGGAAGAGAAAAAGAGUCCCUGAAACAGCUUCUCUGGUGGUUGAGUCUCGUGUUUAUGGCAGGGAAACUGAUAAAGAGGCGAUACUUGAAGUGUUGCUGAGGGAUGAAUUGAUUCAUGAUAAUGAAGUCUGCGUGAUUCCUAUAGUCGGCAUGGGAGGUGUCGGCAAAACUACACUUGCCCAGCUUGCCUACAACGACGACAGAGUGAAGAAUCACUUUGAUCUGAGGGCUUGGGUUUGUGUUUCUGAUGAUUUUGAUGUUUUGAGGAUAACAAAAACGCUUUUACAGUCAAUUGCUUCUUAUACCCGUGAGAUCAAUGAUCUAAACUUGCUUCAAGUCAAGAUGAAAGAGAAAUUGUCUGGAAAGAAGUUUCUGCUUGUUCUAGAUGAUGUCUGGAACGAGAACUAUCACAAAUGGGAUAGCUUGUGCACCCCCUUGCGAGCUGGGGCACCUGGAAGUAAGGUUAUCAUCACUACUCGCAACAUGGGUGUCGCGACACUUACCAGAACGGUUUCGCCUUACCUCCUGCAGGAGCUGUCAAAUGAUGAUUGUCGAGCUGUGUUCGCGCAGCAUGCAUUGGGAGCAAGGAACUUUGAAGCUCAUCCGCACUUGAAAAUAAUUGGAGAGGAAAUGGUGAACAGGUGCAGGGGCUUGCCUUUGGUGGCAAAGGCCCUGGGAGGCAUCUUGCGAAAUGAACUAAACCAUGAGGCAUGGGACGAUAUAUUGAAGAGUAAGAUAUGGGAUCUACCAGAAGAGAAAAGUGGUGUUCUUCCAGCUCUCAAAUUGAGCUAUCAUCACCUGCCAUCUCAUCUGAAGCAGUGUUUUGCUUAUUGCGCUAUUUUCCCCAAGGGAUAUGAAUUCAAAAAGGAUGAAUUAAUCCUUUUAUGGAUGGGAGAAGGAUUUCUGCAGCAAACAAAAGGGAAGAAGCGAAUGGAGGACUUAGGUUCCAAAUACUUCUCUGAGUUGUUAUCAAGGUCGUUCUUUCAACAAUCAAGUAACAUAAUGCCACGAUUCAUGAUGCAUGAUCUCAUCCAUGAUUUGGCUCAAUCUAUUGCCGGAAACGUAUGUUUGAAUUUGGAGGAUAAGUUGGAGAAUAAUGAGAAUAUUUUUCAAAAGGCUCGCCAUUUGUCAUUCAUUCGUCAGGCCAACGAGAUCUUCAAAAAAUUUGAAGUUGUCGAUAAAGGGAAGUAUCUUCGAACUUUUCUAGCUUUACCCAUCAGUGUAUCAUUUAUGAAAAGUUUGUCAUUCAUAACUACGAAGGUGACACAUGACCUCUUAAUGGAAAUGAAAUGCUUACGGGUACUAUCUUUAAGUGGCUAUAAGAUGAGUGAGCUGCCGAGUUCAAUUGAUAAUUUGAGUCACCUAAGAUAUCUCAAUCUAUGUCGCUCUUCAAUUAAAAGGUUACCUAAUUCAGUAGGUCAUCUGUAUAAUUUACAAACCUUAAUAUUACGAGAUUGUUGGAGUCUCACUGAGAUGCCUGUGGGGAUGGGAAAUUUAAUCAACCUUCGACAUCUUGAUAUUGCUGGGACAAGUCAAUUAGAAGAGAUGCCCCCACGAAUGGGCAGCCUGACAAAUUUGCAAACAUUGUCUAAGUUUAUUGUGGGGAAAGGUAAUGGGUCGAGCAUACAAGAAUUGAAGCACUUGUUGGAUCUUCAAGGAGAACUUUCCAUUCAAGGAUUGCAUAAUGUGAGAAAUACUCGAGAUGCAAUGGAUGCUUGUUUAAAGAAUAAGUGCCACAUUGAAGAACUAACAAUGGGAUGGAGUGGUGAUUUUGAUGAUUCACGAAAUGAAUUGAAUGAAAUGCUUGUGCUCGAGUUGCUGCAACCUCAAAGAAAUCUGAAAAAGCUCACAGUUGAGUUCUAUGGAGGACCAAAAGUCCCAAGCUGGAUAGGGAAUCCUUCAUUCUCAAAAAUGGAGUCCCUGACCCUUAAAAAUUGUGGAAAAUGCACAUCGCUACCAUGUCUUGGACGACUAUCUCUACUCAAAGCCUUGCGCAUUCAAGGAAUGUGUAAAGUUAAAACCAUAGGUGAUGAAUUUUUUGGGGAGGUGUCUCUUUUCCAGCCUUUUCCAUGCUUGGAGUCUCUAAGGUUUGAGGAUAUGCCAGAAUGGGAAGACUGGUGUUUUUCUGAUAUGGUUGAGGAAUGUGAAGGAUUAUUUUCUUGCCUUCGAGAGCUUAGAAUAAGGGAAUGUCCCAAACUGACUGGAAGCUUGCCCAAUUGCCUACCUUCUCUGGCAGAGCUCGAAAUUUUUGAAUGCCCAAAGUUGAAGGCUGCACUUCCAAGACUUGCAUAUGUUUGUAGCUUAAACGUUGUAGAAUGUAAUGAGGUUGUGUUGAGAAACGGGGUUGAUCUGAGCUCCCUCACUACACUAAACAUUCAGAGAAUUUCCAGAUUAACUUGUCUAAGGGAAGGAUUUACCCAGUUGUUAGCAGCCCUUCAAAAACUGGUGAUAAGAGGAUGUGGGGAGAUGACAUCUUUGUGGGAGAACAGAUUUGGAUUAGAAUGCCUUCGGGGUCUUGAAAGUAUAGAUAUCUGGCAGUGCCAUGGACUUGUAUCCUUGGAGGAGCAAAGACUGCCGUGCAAUCUCAAACAUUUGAAAAUAGAAAACUGUGCUAACCUGCAGAGGCUGCCUAAUGGUCUGCAACGUCUCACAUGUCUUGAAGAGUUGUCAUUACAGAGUUGCCCCAAACUGGAGUCAUUUCCAGAGAUGGGCUUGCCACCGAUGCUGAGAAGUCUCGUGCUGCAGAAAUGCAACACUCUGAAGUUACUGCCUCAUAAUUACAACUCAGGUUUCCUUGAAUAUUUGGAGAUUGAACACUGCCCAUGCCUCAUUAGCUUUCCAGAAGGUGAGCUGCCUGCCUCACUUAAGCAACUGAAGAUCAAGGAUUGUGCAAAUCUACAGACUCUGCCAGAGGGAAUGAUGCACCACAAUUCUAUGGCAAUUUCAACCAAUUUCAGAGAAGAUGCUGCACAGCAAUACUGCACUUGA
Messenger RNA from Vitis riparia (riverbank grape), 3498 nucleotides. Its product is annotated as putative disease resistance RPP13-like protein 1. The transcript is spliced from 2 exons. Lineage: Eukaryota; Viridiplantae; Streptophyta; Magnoliopsida; Vitales; Vitaceae. Gene Ontology annotation, biological process: defense response to other organism. Bases 28 to 3498 code for a protein of 1156 amino acids. The record is from RefSeq and is a predicted model, not a curated record. Gene Ontology annotation, molecular function: ADP binding.